Adineta ricciae is the source of this 828-nucleotide messenger RNA. Lineage: Eukaryota; Metazoa; Rotifera; Eurotatoria; Adinetida; Adinetidae. The record is from the annotation of a GenBank genome assembly.
AUGUCGGGUAUAACGGAGGUUAUCGAAAACUUAUACAUAUCCGGCUUAGAAUCCGAAACAGCGAUUCUCAAUAAAGGUAUACGCUCUGUUAUCAACAUAUCAUCGGAUUGUCCACGACAAGAUCUCGGUCCAACAGUUGAUUACGAACGAAUCGCUAUACCCGAUUUGCCCACAGCAUCCAUACAUAUCUAUUUCGAUCGAUUAGCCGACCGAAUCGAACGAAAUUUACAACAAGGGAGAAAAACAUUAGUUCAUUGUUAUGUUGGACGUUCGAGAUCAGCAUCAAUUAUUUUAGCUUAUUUGAUGAAAUAUAAACAAAUGUCAUUGCGUGAUGCAUUUUAUCAUUUACGGUCACGUCGGCCGAUUGUUGGACCUAAUUUCGGUUUUAUAAAACAAUUAAUGAAUUACGAAAAAUCUCUCUUUGGUUAUACAUCUGUUUCAUUUAUUGAAACGUCUUAUGAAUCAAUACCUGAUAUAUAUUUAUCAUCAAGUGAAAUGCGAACAUCUCGUCGACCAAUGCUAAGAGAUUUAACUUAUUUCAACAACAAUAUAUAUUCACCUGCACCCAAAACAUCAUCGUAUCUAUACCGUUCACCCACCCAAGCUUUACCAACAUUGAGCUCACGAAGUUUUUCAAUUCCUAGAAGUUACCGACCGUUAAGUUCAAAGAGUUUUAGUCCAUCGUCAUUUCUACAUGAUCAACCCGGUGAAAAUCGCUACUAUUCAUCCACUUACUAUCUGGAUGAUCCAUAUCUUUCGACUAGAUUCAAUACCUUGAGAUCUAGCACAUAUAUUCCACCUGUCUACAAUCGUUUCUAUUAUCCAUGA